CACUCCACAGCAGAUCGUGCCCCUCGCCUCCAUCACUCACUCUCACAGCCCCCCAGCUAGCUAGUGCCCUCUGCAUCUCGUGCUCGGAGAACUUAGAUCAGCACAGAGCGAGGGUCGAUUAGCAGCUGAUCGGCAGAUCAUGGGCGUGGAGGGCUGCUGCAACAAGAAGGUGAUGGAGGAGGAGGCCCUGGUGAAGAAGAUCACCGGCCUCGCCGCGGCCAUCGGCGAGCUGCCCUCGCUGAGCCCCUCGCCGGCGGUGAACGCGCUCUUCACCGAGCUGGUGACGUCCUGCAUCCCGGCGAGCACCGUCGACGUCGACGCGCUGGGCCCGGAGGCGCAGGAGAUGCGCGCCCGCCUCAUCCGCCUCUGCGCCGACGCCGAGGGCCACCUGGAGGCGCACUACUCCGACCUCCUCGCCGCGCACGACAACCCGCUCGACCACCUCACCCUCUUCCCCUACUUCAACAACUACAUCAAGCUCAGCCAGCUGGAGCACGGCCUCCUCGCCCGCCACGUCCCGGGCCCGGCCCCGGCCCGCGUCGCCUUCCUCGGCUCCGGCCCGCUGCCGCUCAGCUCCCUCGUGCUCGCCGCGCGCCACCUGCCCGACGCCUCCUUCGACAACUACGACAUCUCCGGCGAGGCCAACGAGCGCGCCAGCCGGCUGGUCCGCAACGACGCCGACGCCGGCGCGCGCAUGGCGUUCCGCACGGCAGACGUGGCCGACGUGACGACCGAGCUGGCGGGCUACGACGUGGUGUUCCUGGCGGCGCUGGUGGGCAUGGCGGCCGAGGAGAAGGCGCGCCUGGUGGAGCACCUCGGGAGGCACAUGGCCCCCGGCGCGGCGCUCGUGGUGCGGAGCGCGCACGGCGCGCGCGGGUUCCUGUACCCGGUGGUGGACCCCGAGGAGAUCCGGCGAGGCGGGUUCGAGGUGCUCACCGUGCACCACCCGGAGGACGAGGUGAUCAACUCCGUCAUCAUCGCGCGCAAGGCGGCGGCGCCAGCAGCCGUCGCCGCCGACGGCGACGUGCCGGUGAACAACGGCGGCAUGCCGGCCCAGUGCGCGGUGGCGGUGAGCAGACCGUGCCUGGGCUGCGCCUGCGAGCUGGGGACGAGGGCGCACCAGAAGAUGAAGGAGAUGGCCAUGGAGGAGAUGGAGGCGUAGGCCGGCCGGCACUCCGGCAGACACCGUCACCGUCAUCGCCCAGAGCACGGUGAUGCAUGAACUCACCCACCGAUUAAUAUUUGCCCGAUUAAUCACCGACCGAUACAUACAUGCAUGGUAAUAAUUGGUUUGUCCUCAUGCAUGGAUGGAUGGACGUGGCUACUUAUUUACCAUAAUUAUUAAUCCUUGCCUGCGUAUGGCUGGCUGGAUUAUUUAUUUUCUACCGUAAUCGUGCCGUGUUUGUUUUAGCAAUCGUCUGACAGCUGCUAUAUGCCUCCGGGUUUAACAUAGAGGAGGGGGAUGAUAUGUGUCGUGUUGUGGUGUGGUGAGAUCGAGUCGAGUCGAGUUGCCUGCCUGCUAGCUGUUGUUGUAAUAAGUGUUUUUGACACUCUAUAUGACUCAAGUGAUCCAUCAUCACCAAGAAGCAGUGUAACACCGUACCGAUGCUUUCCUAAUUGAUUCCCUUGUUUCAA
Messenger RNA from Triticum aestivum (bread wheat), 1635 nucleotides. Its product is annotated as nicotianamine synthase 9. Gene Ontology annotation, molecular function: nicotianamine synthase activity. NCBI's taxonomy places the organism in Eukaryota, Viridiplantae, Streptophyta, Magnoliopsida, Poales, Poaceae. The transcript has a single exon. The record is from RefSeq and is a predicted model, not a curated record. Gene Ontology annotation, biological process: nicotianamine biosynthetic process. The coding region runs from base 140 to 1162 and encodes 340 amino acids.